Molecule: messenger RNA, 1057 nt
Organism: Telopea speciosissima
Lineage: Eukaryota; Viridiplantae; Streptophyta; Magnoliopsida; Proteales; Proteaceae
Product: transcription termination factor MTEF1, chloroplastic
Exons: 1
Coding region: 117-1040 (307 amino acids)
Biological process (GO): regulation of DNA-templated transcription
Molecular function (GO): double-stranded DNA binding
Source: RefSeq, a predicted model, not a curated record
AAUGCCUCUCUCUCUCUAUUCCUUAUUUCCUUUUACCCUGUCUGAAACUUCCAAGCACCUACAGGCUAUAAUACAACUCUCCUCUACUCUUAUCCCUAAUAGUACCACACCACACCAUGCAAGCAGCAGCAGUUCAGAACUUCCUCUGCUGCUCGUCCUCCUCCUCUUCCUCUAAUAACCCAACACUGCCACUCUCAAAAACCCAACAAGCUAGCCACAUCUCAACAACAAAAACCAAGAACCUUCCACCAAAAAUCCUACUUUCAUCAUCAAGUCCAACAGAGCUCUCAGUUCAAUUCAAGGAGAAGAUACUAUGUCUUGAGAUAAUGGGUGUUGAUGCAGGAAAAGCUCUCUCCCUCAAUCCUUCCCUUCACACUGCUUCCCUCCACUCCAUAAACUCUAUUAUCUCUUUCCUCCAAUCCAAAGGCAUCCACCAAAAGGAUUUGGGCAGGAUCUUUGGUAUGUGCCCUAAAAUCCUCACUUCCAGCAUCAAAGAUGAGCUUGUGUCUGUAUUUCGAUUCCUCUCUCAGGAUCUCAAAGUCCCAGAACACAACUUCAGGAAAGUUGUCAACAAGUGUCCUAGGUUGCUGGUUUCAAGUGUAAAGGACCAGCUGAAACCAGCUCUCUUUUAUCUCCAGAGGCUUGGGUUCAAGGAUUUGGAGGCACUUGCUUAUCAGGACCCUGUAUUGUUGGUGUCUAAUGUGGAGAACACUCUAAUCCCCAAGCUGGACUGCCUUGUGAACUUGGGGUUUUCAAGAGAUGAUGCAGUGGGGAUGGUUCUGAGGUGUCCUGGGUUGUUCACUUUCAGUGUGGAGAACAAUUUUAAGCCCAAGUUUGGGUAUUUUGUUGAGGAGAUGGGAGGAAGCUUGGAAGAGUUGAAGGAGUUCCCUCAGUACUUUGCUUUUAGUCUGGAGAAACGGAUAAAGCCUAGGCACAGGGAGGUUGUGGAGAGUCGGCUGAAGAUGGUGCCUUUGGCACUGAUGCUUAAGAGCACAGAUGAAGAGUUCAAAGAGUUGCUGUUGAGGCAAGGAGGAGAAUGAGGCUUGUUUGGGGUGAG